Penicillium taxi is the source of this 897-nucleotide messenger RNA. RefSeq names its product formate/nitrite transporter family protein. Gene Ontology annotation, biological process: transmembrane transport; nitrite transport. Gene Ontology annotation, molecular function: high-affinity secondary active nitrite transmembrane transporter activity. The record is from RefSeq and is a predicted model, not a curated record. The transcript is spliced from 4 exons. The coding region runs from base 1 to 897 and encodes 298 amino acids. Gene Ontology annotation, cellular component: membrane. Lineage: Eukaryota; Fungi; Ascomycota; Eurotiomycetes; Eurotiales; Aspergillaceae.
AUGCCGUCUUUUGACUCAUUUACCCCUGUGGAAGUCAUUGAGGCCGUCUCAAGGGCUGGGGUUAUGAAGGGUAAUAUGCGAGCAGACAAAAUCUUCUUGAGCGGUGUCUCUGCUGGAUGUCUACUUUCCUUUGCCUGUGGCACCACUCUCAGUACUGAUGCCUCGCCAUGGUUCCAAGAAAAUGCACCUGGGUUAAUCCGCACAAUCAGCGCUCUUGUAUUCCCUUAUGGACUUGUGAUGAUUAUAUUAACGGGAGCUGAUCUCUGUACGGGUUCCUUCAUGUACACAACUGCUGCAGCGUUACAAAGGAAACUUCCAUGGUGGAAGAUGUUAAUGCACUGGACCAUAACAUUCCUCGGCAAUUUGGCAGGAUCCCUUUUCGUAGUAGCUAUCAUCUUCGGCUAUGGCAACGUCUUUGCCACAGACCCAUUCAAAUCUGCUGUUAUUACCUUUGCUACCAAAAAGCAAGUGACUCCCAAUUUCCGCAUGAUAUUUCUGCGGGCGAUUGGCUGUAAUUGGCUUGUUUGUCUGGCCUGCUUUUUCGGCAUGCAAGGGCGGGAUCUUGCAUCCAAAGUCAUCGGCAUCUGGUGGCCUGUAUUUGCCUUCGUUUCGCUUGGAUUCGAUCACGUUGUUGCCAACAUGACCUUUAUUCCCUUGGGUAUCUGGCUUGAGGCACCUAAUAUCACUGUUGGUCUGUACAUCUGGAAGGGGAUAGUUCCCGCAUUGUUGGGUAAUAUCAUUGGUGGUGCACUAUUCAGCGGAACUUAUUACUGGUACAUGUACCUUUUGAGCUUCGACUCUUUGCCCAUUGUCAGAAGAAGGAAGACUGACAGUGAAACGGAAAGAAAUCCAACCGAUCUUGAAGCAUAUGCCGAAAGUCAAGCUCACUAUGACUAA